This is a messenger RNA of Miscanthus lutarioriparius, 588 nucleotides long. The record is from the annotation of a GenBank genome assembly. NCBI's taxonomy places the organism in Eukaryota, Viridiplantae, Streptophyta, Magnoliopsida, Poales, Poaceae.
AUGGCCGACCCUAGGAUGUUCCCUUCGGGAUCAGACGACCGCGCCGACGCCUCCGACGCGGGACGCCGGGUCUACAACCCGUACCAGGACCUCAACAUGCCCUACAGCUACCGGACGCUCUACGACCUCCCCACCUCGCCGGAGUUCCUCUUCGAGGAGGAGGCCCUGGCGCAGCGGCGCUCGUGGGGUGAGAACCUCACUUUCUACACGGGCGUCGGGUACCUCUCGGGCGCCGUCGGCGGCGCCGCCCUGGGCCUCCGCGACGCCGCCAGGGGCGCCGAGCCCGGGGAGACCGCCAAGAUCCGCGCCAACCGCGUGCUCAACGCCUGCGGCAGCUCCGGCCGCCGCGUCGGGAACACACUGGGCGUCAUCGGCCUCAUGUACGCCGGGAUCGAGAGCGCCAUGGUCGCGGCCCGCGACCGCGACGACUGGAUCAACAGCGUCGCCGCUGGGCUUGGCACCGGCGCGCUCUUCCGCGCCGCCAACGGGCCGCGAUCCGCAGCCGUCGCAGGCGCCCUGGGCGGGAUCCUCGCCGCCGCCGCCAUGGGGGGCAAGCAGCUAGCCAAGAGAUACGUGAACGUGAUAUGA